Molecule: messenger RNA, 4458 nt
Organism: Medioppia subpectinata
Lineage: Eukaryota; Metazoa; Arthropoda; Arachnida; Sarcoptiformes; Oppiidae
Source: the annotation of a GenBank genome assembly
AAUACGAUUGGAGCUGUGUUUGUGUGACUCGAGACUAGUGUUGGUUAAGUGUUGUAUAGAAAUGGCGGCAUAACUAUCGUUAAGUGCCGUAAAGUGUGUCCUCAGUCGAGAGCCAAAUAACAUCAGAACAGAAACCAUAGAUCAGAGAAGACAUCAUAAGAGAAGACAAGAGCUGGGAUUUGACCAAAAAAGAAGAUACAAAAAGUAAAAGCAAACAAAGACUGAAACUAAAAGCGGAACACAACUGAAGACAAUGAAGAAGUGAUACAUUAGUUAAUAAUUAAUAAGAGAUUACAAUUAGUGAAGACAUAAACGAUAAGCGAAAACACUUUUGGCAAUAAAAAAGACUCAUUUGAUUAACACAUUGAAAGCAACGCUCGGAAACAAAAAACCACUUAUUUUAUUAGAUUUUAGUUUUUAAUUAAAUGCAUAAAAAGUUAAACUAAAGUAACAAAGAAAACAAAUAAAGUCUCGACAAAAGCGUAACUCAACACAAAACUAAUAAUAGUCAACACAUUUGGGCCAUUGUUUACAAGUUUUGAUAAUUAUAUUAUGAUAUGAAAUAUCUAUUAACUAUAAUAUUAAUAAUAAUAAUAAUAAUUACAUUGAAUUAUAAUCCAAACAAACUGAAAGUCGACUUAAAGUUGACUUAACUUUUAAGUAAAUUUUAUUUUUCUCUUCGAAACUGACUGUGAAUUACAUUGCGAUAUAUAUUCAGGACUAAUGGAUAGUCCGCAGUGGAAGGCCUUCCAGUUGCCAAACAAUCACACCAAUCACGACAACAACACCGACACAAACCCGAAUGCCUGCACCAGUCGUUCAUUUGUCUCGACGGCUAAUAAUGUAUUUUCAAAUAAAAGCAAUUCUUCGAACAACGAUUCCUCCAAUUCUUCUUCGAGUGCCACAACACAGGGCGGCUUCAGAGAGGCCGGCAUUGUUGAGAAACUGUUGGCCUCUUAUGGGUUCAUACAGUGUUGCGAACGUCAGGCGCGACUCUUCUUUCACUACAGUCAAUAUUCGGGAAAUAUUGAACACUUGAAACUCGGAGAUCCGGUCGAGUUUGAAAUGACUUACGACAGAAGGACAGGCAAACCGAUCGCCAGUACUGUCAUAAAGAUCACUAACGAGGCGUUCAUAUCCGAAGAGCUGAGCACUGAACGGGUGAUUGGUUUUAUCACCACUGAGUUGACCACCGAAAGGGAGGGACGCAUUGCCUACGAGAAUAGAGGCGAAUGCUUUUUCCUGCCCUUCGCUAAGGACGACAUCGAAGACGAUCCCAAUCUUAACUCUAAAGAUAGCGUCACUUUCUAUAUCGGAACCGAUAAGAGCGGAAACUUGAGGGCCCGUCACGUGAAACUCGAAGUGCCCACACCUCAGAAGCACUCGGGAGUGAUUUGCACUUUAAAGGAAUCGUUUGGAUUCAUUGAGCGCUCAGAUGUCGUCAAAGAAAUAUUUUUCCACUCGUCUGAAUGCAAAGACUUUAAAGACCUACUUCUUGGAGACGACGUGGACUUCUGUAUCCAAAGCCGAAACAACAAAGAGGUGGCCGUAAGUGUGAAUAAACUAACGCCCGGUUCAGUAGUGUUUGAAGACGUUUCGGACGAAUGGUUUACGGGACGAAUCAUUAAGACGUUAGACCGUCAGAACUCCUCUCAUUCCAGUUCGAGAUCACAAUCGACACUAUCCUCACAAUCCGGCACGUCUUCCGAGCCCUUUCCCGGACGUAUUGUUUAUAACAAAAAUGGAGACCAAAUCGAAAUACCUUACGGCGAACGAGACGUGAAGGGAGAGUAUAGUUUCAAAUGCGAUGAUUUGGUCACUUUUCAAGUGGUCACCGAUCGAAGGGAUGGCUUACAACACGCCUCUGGAGUGGAUCUUUUAGAGGACACAUUCACCGUAACUGAUGAACAUAGAGAACAGGGAUAUGUGGCCGCACUUAAGGAUUAUUACGGUUUCAUAAAAUGUUGGAAUAGAGAGGGAACGCGAGUCUACUUCCGGGUCAGCGAAAUGCUUAACCCAAACCUCUCGCUGAAACUUAACGAUGAGGUGGAGUUCACAGUGGGUCCCGACCUCUCAUCGGUGGGUCGACUGCAAGCGCUUCGCAUAAAACUACUGCCCGACGGAACCAUAUUUAAGAAUCUUCUCUCUCCGGCCAAACAAAUGCAAAAACAGCUCUCAAACGGAUCCUAUAAUUCUGAGUCAUUCUAUGGUGAAUACAAUAUCCCGAACGGAAACGACUCCCGACUCCCAAAGACCAACGAUUUUCCGUUAAUAGACUUCAACACCGAAUUAGAAAACGAAAGGAACGGAACAUAUGGUGCCGACGAGAAAAGCCACGCAAAAGCAUUAUAUAAUGGCCGCUCUUCUGAGGGAAUUGUCGCUAAAAGCAAUUCCUGGUCUGAAAUCUUGUCUCAGUUGGACAUCGGAACCAAUUUAACCGAAUCCAGCGAUUUAUUGAGUAGUUCUUCCCAAUACGAACAGUCAAACGACCGGCCAUUCACUCAACAGCCCUUAAAACCUAUGGUUAUCGCCGAAUCACUCGAUGAAGACUCUCAAUCAUAUGAAUCGCAAACACAAAGUGUGCCUAAAAUUAAAAGGGACUCCAAUUCAAAGAGUAGCGUCUCAUCCAAUUUAUCCCGAAAUACAGUUCACAUUAAAAAUGGAAACAAAUAUUCCAACCGUGGAUUUGUUGUCGCUCUUAAGGAGUCGUUUGGUUUCAUUGAGACAGAAGACGGACAAAGAGAGCUCUUCUUUCACUACAGUGUUUAUGACGGAAACGUUGAUCUCUUAGAGUUGGGACAACCGGUCGAAUACAACGCCUCCUUUAAGAACUCAAAGCUGACGGCACUCGCCGUUCGUAAAACUCAGUCAAUACGGAAACAAACGGAUGAAAUACAGCCGGAAGUGCUGUCGGGUGUAAUCAUACGUAACGUUCGCACUUUGAAUCCCGACCAAAAUGAAUACACGGGUCUAAUACGUGUGGCCGCGGACUCGACCACCAAUAGUGGCGACAGUGAAGAGAAAACAGAGCACGAGUUUAGUAUGAUUUCACUCUACGAUAUCAACGAAUUCAUCCAAAAGGGAGACGCCGUUAAGUUUCAGGUGGGCUUCAACUCAGCGGCCGAUAAAUAUCGUGCCGUAAGAAUACAACCCAUUCGUACCAAACAUCAGGGAACCGUUGAUUGUGUGAAAGGAAACUUUGGGUUUUUGAGUUACGAAAGCGAAACCAACAUAUUUUUCCAUAUGUCUGAAGUGAAGAACAACUCAAACCUAGCGCCGGGAGAUUCGGUCGAGUUUGUCAUACUUCACAGCCAAAGGACCGGCAAAUCGUCCGCUUGUAAUAUAGUGAAGAUCGGAGAAACACAGACCGCACGACCUGAACGACUCACUCGCGUCAAAGUGGAAGACAGCGGCCCAAGAGUUGUGGUGAUUCGAAACCCCAGAGGACCCGACGGAACCAAUGGCUUCAAAAAUGGUCGCGAAAAAUGCGCCGAAAUUGUAAAGUAAUGGCGGAUUCAGACACUAAAACGUACUCUAAUUGACGAUUAAAACGUGUAUUGAAUGUCAAGACAACCGCUACUUAUUAUAUAUGGUUUUUAGUGAAAAAAAAACAAUUGUUUAUAAAAAGCCUUUUUGCAGUUUGGGUCACAUUUUGUAUGAAAUGUUUUUUAAACGGAAACAAAAACUGUAAACUAUUAUAAUUUUAUUAUUUCUUAUUUGUACGACAAAAACACAACAAAAACAAUACAAAGAACUAGUGAUUCGUAACCGAUUCGGGUUAAGCCGUUAAGAGUUGUUCGUAACUAAGCAUACAAUUAAUCGAUUGAUUAUUUCCUCACAUAUUAUUGCAAAAACUUUGUUUUCAUACAAUUAUUCCCACUCUAUGUCUGAGCCCUCAUGAAAAUGUAAUCCUGUUUUUUAGGUGCCCUUUAUUUUUGCUGUCGAGAUAUUAUUUACCUUUCCAUUGAAUUUCACAAUGAGUUGAACUACUGGUAGGGUUUGUGUGGUUUGUUACCCAACUGUGCCUUUCGCUCAACUAAUUUAUUAAUUAUAUAAAUAUAUAUAUCGCUUCUUAAGACCAAUUGCUAGUCCACUACCCCCUCAAGUCUAGCCAUCCAUCGCAACAAUUAUGUCAAUCUGAAUAUCAAAUAUAUUAUAAAAACUUAAAAACAAACAAAAAAAAUACUACAACACAAUGUAUAACAAACAAAAAAAACUAUCAAUUACUGUAACUUUUGUAGCCUUCGAUUGUGAGCUAAAAUGACCAACACUUGUGAACCAAAAAAAAUACAUAAUAAGAUAAACAUUUGAAUUUACUGUUAAGAUCUAAACCAAUAAAUGAAAUGAUUUAUAAGAGAACCCAACGAACGAAACAAAUAUGCAAAUCGUUGAUCGAUUCCCAAUCGACACAUGUAUUAACAAAAUGUGACUAAAAAAGUAAAUUAUGUGAACAACUAA